GCACGCCCCCCUUUUCUGCCAAAUCGCGAAUCGCGCAAGAACAAAAAGUACCAACCCCUGAUAGGCUCUUUGCAUGGAAAAUAGCACACUCAUCAGCAUGUGUCUGUUCCCACGACCCCUGUUCGCUAGAGCACCUUUUGCUUGCAUGUCCUCGACUAGCUCCUGCAAGAAAAAAUCUGAUGAGCUGCCUUAAACAGCUCCAUCUUAACUCCUCUAUCAAUCUGUCUACAAUCCUCUUAACAAAUAAUAGACAAAUCUAUUUUGCAUUGCAUGCCCUGUUUCAGGUCAUCUUUCCUAAAUGUAAAUACAACUAGUAAAAAUUAAACCAACAUAAAUAAGACCUGGCUAAAUGGUAUUAACUAUAGCCAAUUAAAUCAAAAUACAACAACAACAACAACAAAAAGUAGCAAAAGACGUGUGUGUGCGUGCGCCAGUUUGUUUUUGUUGUGUUUGGUUGAUUCCUGUUUUAUUGCGGUACGAAGGAAUUAUGACGUGAUACGAAGUCGCACGAAAACGAUGCACUUCUUGUCUUUGGUGCUCGGAUCUAUUCUUCUAGUGCUUAUUUGCGUCGCCGGGGACCAAAUUUGCCGACUGUCAGUGCUUCAGUCCAGCAAAUGGGCACUUUUGCGAGCCCUUGCAGACAAUGUGACCCAUGGUGCGGUCGGCGGUCUCUCGUGGUGGCUGCUCAUUGGCAUCCAGUGGCCCUUGCUGCCCGCUUCAUCACGAAUUCUGCAGUCCAUCUGGGUGGCCUUUAUCGCUUCUGCAAUCGAUCUGGACCACUUCGUGGCUGCUGGAUCUCUUAAUAUUCACGACGUGGUGCGUCUGCCCCACCGCCCUCCUCUCCACUGCACAGGACUGUGCGUCCUGGCGCUGGCCGCCCUGACGGUGUGCGCCGUUUUCUACCCUGGGAUGCGGCUUCUGCCCUGCCAGUGGCUGCUCGCCUUCGCCACACACCACGUUCGCGACGCCACUCGCAGGGGCCUUUGGCUCAUUCCUGGCCUCUGGUCGACCCGACCUUUGCCCUACUGGCUCUAUCUUGCCCUCGAAGUUGCCGCCGCGCCACUCGUGGCCUUAGUCCUGCCGCUGGACUUCAAAACUCCUGUGAUCAGUGUGGUGAACAGUCUUACUGAUACUUCAUUCGUUUGAAGUGAAAACUCGAAUAUAAAAGCUAUAUUUUAAGGAGUGCCUUAUGCUGCAAAUUAUUAUAAAAAACCAAAUUUUUAAACUUAAAUACUCUGAUUAUUUAUUUAUUUAUUAAUUCUUGCUAGAUUUUUUUU
Neocloeon triangulifer is the source of this 1277-nucleotide messenger RNA. RefSeq names its product transmembrane protein 267. The transcript is spliced from 2 exons. The record is from RefSeq and is a predicted model, not a curated record. Bases 517 to 1146 code for a protein of 209 amino acids. NCBI's taxonomy places the organism in Eukaryota, Metazoa, Arthropoda, Insecta, Ephemeroptera, Baetidae.